AUGGAGUGCAGGAAUGUGAACAAACAGAUUGUUUUACCCGUUUUCUACGACAUAGAUCCCUCAAGUGUACGGCAUCAAAAAGGCCCUUUUAAGAAGGCAUUUGCUCGUCAUGAAUUGAAGUAUCAAGGAAACAACUUGAAGGUGCAAAAUUGGAGAUCAGCCUUGAAAAAUGCUGCUGGCCUAUCUGGCUAUGUUUCAUCCCAUUUCGGUAAUGACUCCGAGCUCAUCGAUAUAAUCGUCAAAGAUGUUUCGUUAAGAUUGAAUGUUAUCCGUCCUUCUCCUAGUGAAUCAAAAGGCCUUGAGGAAAAAUACAUUCCUGUUCAAGAAAAACCUCUUAGUAAAAGAAAAGUUUUUGUGGUGCUUGAUGAUGUGGGUACUCUAGAACAAUUAAAGCAUCUGGUUACAGAGGGAAUUUGCUGGGGACCUGGUAGUAGAGUCAUUGUAACAAGCAAAUACAAGCAAGCACUAGCUACUAUAGGAGGACUACUUCAUGAAAUGCUUGAGGUCAAGGAAUUGGACUUUGAAGAAUCCCUCAAGCUUUUCAGCUUAAAUGCCUUCAAAAAGAGCCAUCCUGAGAGGGGAUAUGAAGAACUUUCAAAAAGACUAGUUGCUUAUGCCAAGGGCCUUCCUCUAGUUUUAAAAGUUUUGGGUUUGCGUCUUUGUUCUAGAGAUAUAGAAGCAUGGGAAAAUACAUUGAGAAAACUUGAGAGGCAUCCCUCUCCUCCAAUUCGAGAUGUGUUGAGAAUAAGUUAUGACGGAUUGGAUGGCGGACGAAGGCAGAUAUUUCUUGACAUUACUUACUUUUUUGAACGAAAACGUAAAGAUCAAGUCAUGAGCCUACAUUAUGCCAAUGGCAUUUUUGGUGAUUGUGGAAUAAAAGGACUUCUAAAUAAAGGUCUCAUAUCCGUUUCAAAUGACAAUAUGAUACGAAUGCCUGACAUGAUUCAAGAAAUGGGUUGGGAAAUAGUUUGCAGAGAAUGGAACAAAAAUACUGAACAAAGAUGGCACUGGGAGAAACUUGUGCUACAGUACGAUCAGGUGCGCAGUAGAGACCCUGUGGUCUUGUUUGGAACGGAAUAUAGGCCGGUGGUCACGGAGGAUUGA
Neltuma alba is the source of this 1104-nucleotide messenger RNA. RefSeq names its product disease resistance-like protein DSC1. Gene Ontology annotation, molecular function: ADP binding. The record is from RefSeq and is a predicted model, not a curated record. Bases 1 to 1104 code for a protein of 367 amino acids. NCBI's taxonomy places the organism in Eukaryota, Viridiplantae, Streptophyta, Magnoliopsida, Fabales, Fabaceae. The transcript is spliced from 3 exons. Gene Ontology annotation, biological process: defense response; signal transduction.